AUGCGCCCGCAAGCUGUGGCCUUCGCCGACGACCUGGAGGCGGGUUGGCGGCUGGCGGAGCGCAGCGCCGUGGCGGGCGCGGAAGAGAACGUGGACACCUCGGACGACGGGGCGAACGACGACGAGGACGAGCUGCCAGUCAAGGCGGGGAUCGACGUCGCGGCGGCGACGGAGGAGCCGGAGGGCUUCGGCAAGACGGAGGAUUCGGAGGAGGGCGUGAAGGACGUCGAGACGAUCGUCGUCGACGCGGACGUCGGCGGUGAGCCCGGCGGGAGCGCCUCGGGCGACCUUGGCGCUGCGGGGGGCUGGGGCUCAGUGGCGCCGACGUGCACGGCAACGGCGGGCUCGACGUGA
Prorocentrum cordatum is the source of this 354-nucleotide messenger RNA. NCBI's taxonomy places the organism in Eukaryota, Dinophyceae, Prorocentrales, Prorocentraceae. The record is from the annotation of a GenBank genome assembly.